AUGCACGUGUCGCUAGCUGUGCCUCGCCUCCGCACUCUGGCCGAGCGAGCGAGAGCGCUUGCCCCGGCGCAGAAUCACUUUCUCCAGUCCCUUGCGGAGACACCCAGAACCUCGAAGUUUGCAAGGGACGCGUUUCUCCGCCUGACGCAUUUCGCAGAGUCAGCGCAGCCCACGUUCUGCCUGCUGGACCCGGAAAUGGUUUCAGCUUCACCCGACAACCGCAAGCAAGGAGAAAGAGGGAACGGGAGCACGCAAGCGCUGUCCUGGCCUUUCUUGGUCCUCGACAGCCUCCCUCACCACUGCCUCGCGCAGGCUUACCAACCCGUCUGUCGCCACGCGACUUCUCUGCUUCGCGACGCCCUGACCCACGCUUCUCUCACGGCGCCAACGGGCGACACGCGCGCGUCUCUCGACCGCAGGUCAGAAAGCGGGCGGUCCGCAGUCGCCGCAGCUUCGACGUUUCGUUUGCGUGCUCCCCCGCUGCCAGCGUCUUCCAUGGCGAGUGCUGGAGAGCGAGACGCGUCUCCGGAUACGCGUUUCGUCAUCGACUCGGAGCCUGCAGACUCUGCACAGGCAUCUGCGUUUCGAAGGUUUCUGCGGGGAUGCUUUGCCACGGCCCUCGUCGAAGCACGAAGAGACCGACAGGACGGCGCGACACGUGAGACUUGUCAAACAGACCCACUCUGUCGUCGUCCACUGGCCUCGUCUUCAAAGAGUUCUUGUUCUUCCUCCGCAGAUCCUACGUCUUCCUGCUCCCGCUGUUCUGCAUCCUCGUCUGCAUCCUCGUCUGCAUGCUCUUCCGCAUUUCUUGUCUCUUCGCGGGCGUCGGCCUCGCUCCGCGCGGACUCUGCGUCUUCACCGUGUACCGUCGCGUCAGAACCAAGUCCCUCUGGGGAGCUGUCGCCAGUGAAUGGCGUGCGCCGAGCUGCCUUCGAAGAGUCGGCGACGCGUGCCCUCGCAGAGAUCGUUCUGGAUGCUCCGUGUUUCUCGCGGCUGCAUGCAAAGCUUCAGGGGCUGGCGAGGUGCCGCCGGCGUCCCGUUCCGCCUGUUGCCUCAGGAGACACCACAGCGGCCGGGAGUCGGGACGAAAACGGAGGUGCGUGCGCAGGAUCAAGUGACCGAGCUCCGGCGUUUCCGCGUCUCCCGUCAGAUGCCCCCAUCUCUGAUGAGACCUCGAAAGCGAAGUGUAGGUUUCGGCACAGAGAAGAGUCUUACGCGGCUCCGAAGCAGUCCGUACAGUGUACCUCUCAAGAGUCGGCAUCCGCUGCCGGCUCUCGCGCCCGCCAGAGUGGAGGUCGCGAGCGUUGCGGCCAAGGGAACAGAGCGGCCGGCUCAGAAGGGAAAGAAGAAUCAAGGCGACGCGCGGCGGCUGCGGCAGACGACGUCGAGACCACAGGGGGAGAGGCUACAGCACUAGAAGGGGAAGAAGAGGCGACGCACGGAAUGCAGGAAGACGGUCAACUUGAAGAAGAGAGAAACGACGCGCUCCGGAAACCCGCGAGAAAUGACACAGACCAAAACCAGAAGGAAGAAAACGCCAGUAAGGCACACAAGGAGAGCACAGGCGAAGGCGUGGGAAACGAGGGGAGAUCCUACCGCCUCGAGCUUCAUCGGGAAAGUGUAGUCCAGAGAGUGAGACAGCUUGCGACGCUGAUUGUCGAUUUAGGCAGCACGUACGACGUACUUCACAGGAAGUCUCUGGAAGCCGCAGCCGACGAGGAGAGGGGAGGACAAGAAGCUACCGAGGACGCGAAGGCCAAAGCCCACGAAGAGCCAGUAGCGAUGGCAGGACACCGCGAUGAAGCCGACAGAGACAGAACAGAUCAGGAGGACGCGUCGCGCAGCACGCACGCCGCGCGCCACCGAGGUCAAGACGCCCCGGAGGCAGCGGCAAUGCCUGCAUGCAGCGAGUUCGGGAACGACCAGCCGCCGCGUGAGUCGUCGAAACUCGCGGAAACUCAGGAGACCUUCGCCGCCACUUAUGAAGAAGGGAAGAUGUCGCUUGGCGAUGCCGCGUCGCUCAUUGUUGAGCAGCCCUGGUAUCUCCUUCGGGAAUUCCCGAUUGUCUACGAAGACGCCAACCUCGUGAUUAUCUCCAAACCGUUUGAUGUCCGGGUGGACGUUCCCCUGAAGAGAGAAGACGGCGACGGGGACGGAGCCGCAGGAGAAGGACAGACUGAGCCGCCACGCAGUGACGCGCCAGACAGAGCCGACGCGGAGGCGACCGCGGAGGCGACAACAGAUGAACGAAGCAAGAACGCGGCGGACGGCGACUCUCAGGUCGGAGGGAAAGGCAACCAGCUACCUGGGGCAUGGGAAAGACGGUUCAGGACGGAGUUCACCGUGGCCGAUUGGUAUCGGAGACACAGCGAGAGAAUGAGGCAGCGACAGGCACACGCAGAAGCGGAGCCGACGGACCAAGACAAAGAGCCGUGCAAAGUUCGUCUUUGCCAUCAACUCGAUUAUGCGACAUCCGGCUUGUUGAUGGUGGCACACAAUCAGAAGACUGCGCGAAUCGUUCAGACGCUUCUGCAGAGGCGCGAAAUUCAGAAGGAGUACCUGGCGCUGGUGUAUGGACACCCGCAAUGGUCGGAGGUCGAGGUAGUGACUCUCGUCGCGCCUCAUUCGACGCAUGCGUUCAAAAUGAUGCGCGAACACAUGCUUGACGCUACAGAUGCACAGGGCGUCCCGCUGUCGCCAGUCUCGCCUGGCGCCUUCGCCUCCGGCGUCGCCGCCUACCGCUGCAUGUAUGGGUCUGUGAUGCCUGCUCACGCCUCCUCUCCCGGAUCCUCUCGUUCGCCCAGCUCGUCGGCUCUCCCGCAUGCGUCGUCCUUCCCUUCGUGUGCUUCCUUGCGCCCUCCGUCUGUCUCUUCUUCGCCAGCGAACUCGCUGGCCGCCCCUUGCACACUUGCAUCCGAGUCUCCUGCCUGUUUCGGAGGCCGUCGAGUCGAGACAAGAAGACGCGGGCGGUCUCUCCAGUUGGACGAAACGUUUGAAGAAGCGGCAACAUUCAAAGUUGAACAAGACAACGAGGCAGGGGCUGCCGCAGGCCGCACCUGCCAGCUGGGGCGCCGUCCUGUUUCCAAGGCGAGAUCAGGCAAGCGCGCCGUCAGUCGCGUGCAAGUUCUCUACAAAGGCUACCUCAGAAACCUUCCAGAGCCUCUUGUCGGCGUCCCCGGUGCCUUGGUUAAACUCAGUCUUCUUACAGGCCGCCGUCAUCAACUCCGAGUCCACUGCGAACAUCUCGGCCAUCCCAUCGUUGGGGACGCGACCUACGGAACAGGAGAUCAAACUCCCUUCCGGAUGUUUCUCCACGCGACGAGUCUCCAGUUUCCUUCUUUUCCUGCUUCUUCUGUUUCCAGCCCCUCUGGGUCUUCGUCUCUCAGGUCUUCUUGUCAACAGAUCAAGUGUCGACUCCCAGAUCAUGCUGGUUCUCUCGCUUCCACGACAGGCGCACCUCGUCCCGUUUCGUCCUUCUCGGAUGUCGACGGGCGUCCCGAGCAAGGAGCGAAGCGAUGUGGCGGCAGAGCCAAGACCGAAGAAAUCCUGUUUCUGGAGACUCUGAAGAGAUCCACCUUUGUGGACGAUCCGGGAUUCCAGUUCUUUUUAGGCGCUUCUGAAUCAGGCCAUUCCCUUGACGGUGUAUAG
This is a messenger RNA of Neospora caninum, 3648 nucleotides long. RefSeq names its product putative RNA pseudouridylate synthase family protein. The record is from RefSeq and is a predicted model, not a curated record. Gene Ontology annotation, biological process: pseudouridine synthesis. The transcript is spliced from 8 exons. NCBI's taxonomy places the organism in Eukaryota, Apicomplexa, Conoidasida, Eucoccidiorida, Sarcocystidae. Gene Ontology annotation, molecular function: pseudouridine synthase activity; RNA binding. The coding region runs from base 1 to 3648 and encodes 1215 amino acids.